Molecule: messenger RNA, 1032 nt
Organism: Lodderomyces jiufengensis
Lineage: Eukaryota; Fungi; Ascomycota; Pichiomycetes; Serinales; Debaryomycetaceae
Product: ATP synthase complex assembly protein
Exons: 1
Coding region: 1-1032 (343 amino acids)
Biological process (GO): mitochondrial proton-transporting ATP synthase complex assembly
Cellular component (GO): mitochondrion
Source: RefSeq, a predicted model, not a curated record
AUGAUAAGAAUAAUACCCACAACAAGAUAUGCUUUUACAACAUAUAGAUCUUUUUCGUUAAGUUCUAAAUGGCUCAAUUUUAACAAGGGUUCAUUAGCUGAUAAGUCAAUUGAACAUAAUACUCAAUCAGAAACUAAUAGAUUAGCUAAAACAGGUAAACGAUUUUGGGAUAAAGGAAAUGUUCUUUAUAAUGAAUCAACAAAUAAGUAUGAAGUUCAAUUAGAUGGGAAAACAUUACGUACACCAUUAGGAUUACCAUUGAUAUUACCACCUACCAAAAAACAAUUAGCAUAUUUAAUAAGUCAUGAAUGGACAAAUCUACAAAGUACAUCAGUAAAAUCAAGUGCAUUACCAUUAACUGAAUUAGCAGCAAGAGCAAUUGAUUUAGAAUCAGCUCAUAAAAUAGAUGAAAAUGAAAAUGAAAAAGUUAAAGAAAUAAUAGCGAUAGAUGACUUAAAAAUGGGAUUAUUAAAAUAUCUUGAUACUGAUACUUGUCUUAUAUUUGCAGGUAUAAAAGAUUGUGAUGGAUUAUUAAGACAAAGACAAGAUCAAUUAUAUUUACCAUUAAUUAAAGAAUAUAAUGAAUUUUUCACAAAUUUCGGCCAUCAACAAAACUUAUUAAAAAAUGAUGAAAAAAUUGAAUUAAACUUUUUGGAUUGUGAAAAAGAUGGAUUAAGAGGUAAUAAACAAUCUUUAAAAACAAAAGAAGUAGUAAUGAAUUGGUUAAAUAAAAUUGACAUUUUUGAAUUAAUAGCAUUAGAGAAAACAGUAUUAACUACAAAAUCAUUCUUAUGUGGUACAUCAAUAUUGAGAUCAAAUGUAUCUGAUCCACAAAGAAUGCAAACUGUGUUUCAAGUCAACAAAAACACUCAAGAUAAAUUUUGGUAUAAAUCAGUCGAAGAAAUUAUUGAAUUGGGGAAUUUAGAAACUAUUAUACAAACUAGUAGAUGGGGAGAAGUUGAAGAUACUCAUGAUGUUGAACAAAAGGAAUGGUUAAGAAGUUUAGCUGGGGCAGCCUUAGUAAGUCAUUAA